Molecule: messenger RNA, 456 nt
Organism: Penicillium digitatum Pd1
Lineage: Eukaryota; Fungi; Ascomycota; Eurotiomycetes; Eurotiales; Aspergillaceae
Product: DUF1761 domain-containing protein
Source: RefSeq, a predicted model, not a curated record
AUGACUACCCUUCAUUAUCUCCCCCCCGUGAAGCCCUCCGCCAUUGCGCUGGGAACAAUUUUCACCCACACUGCCUCCCUCGGCAUCUUAGCCCCCGUUUUCGGUGACACCUAUCACCGCGCUCAAGCCGCCAACUCCAAGGAGGAAUUCAUCAAGUCGAAGGAGGCUGCCGGCGCAGCCGCAGCCUGGGGAAGCUCCCUCGCGGGAAGUGCUGUUCAGACUUAUGGUGUGGCUGCACUCAUCAAUGCCACUGGCACACUGAGCUACAAGGGUGCCGCAUACUUGGGUGCGCUUAUUUUCUUCGCAAGCUCAGCCCCAGGCGUUGUGAGCCAGGUGUUCUCUGAGAAGCGACCCCUCGACACUAUCGCUGUCGGUGCGGUCUCGCGGGUGUUUGAGACGGUUGGACUCAGCUUGUUCCUUACCUGGUGGGGAACACGCACCCACCCCUUCGACUAA